CUAAAAGGAAAUUUCCAAUCCAUGAGUGACUAAGGGCAGCCAUGUCUUCCGGGGAGUGGGACCUGCGUGCCCUAAAGGCGCUCGAGGAGGAGGAGCAGCGCGAGUUCCUGGCCCUCAGCCAGCGGAACCUCUUCGAUCCGCUGCCGAAUCCCACAGCGGAUGUGCCCAGUGCGAAGCCUCCACUGACCUAUGCCCAGCUGCAUCCUCACCUGCUCAAGCUGCCCACGAUUGACGAGUGCCAGUUGAUGGCCGUCAAGCAGCAGAGAUCGGCGGCCCUGCGAUUCAGUCGUGCCCUCUCCCUGUCCGCCCACUCGCUCACCUCCCGAACCGGAAGCGGUACGGGCGGCGGAAGCGGAAGUGGCCUGGGCUUUGGCCGUAAAUUGAAAGCCCGCUUGGUGGGCGCCAAGUCGAGUGGCUCACUGUCGCCCAGUCGCCACUCGCACAGCUACAGUGUUUCCCCGGUAUAUACGCCGCCGCCGAUGCGAAGAUGUGCCACCUUGCAUCACACGCAACCGGUGCGAAAGGUCUUCAAAAAUCUCCAACAGCUGCAGGAGCGGAAACGCCAGGCGACCGGAAGUCACUUGCAGAGGAUCGCUGGCACCGGAAAGACGUACUGGAAGUACGGAGCCAACUCAACUGCUGCCUCGAUAGUGGGCCAACGUGCCCGCCAAAACCAGCAGAUCGAGGUGGAGGAGUCGAACGGUUCGGAUGAGGUGAACUCGGAGCCGCAGGAAAUCUCCGAGGCGGAAACGGGCUCCUGCAGUGUGCCGCUCCCGUCGAAGGACACCAAUGAAAUACUCCGCCUCAUGCUCAGUGCGGCCAGUUCGGCGGUGACUGUGACGCCAGCGGCGGCGGCCAUUGGCAAUGGUAACGUGGCCGGAGCAACUGGUGGCGCCCCGCCGCCAUUGCGACGCUAUCAGAAUGCCAGCGAUGUUGAGGAGGACGAAACUGUUGCGUACGGAGCUUUCCACCAGGCGGCCAAAAGCUUCGAGAGCGGCGCUCUCCUGCGAGUCGGCAGCUUAACAGCCCAAGAGAGCGACGACGGCAAAGUGAACGCCAUGAGCCCCAGUCCACAGCACAGUCCCGCCAAGGAAACACAAUCCACAGCGUUGGGUGGCGGUGGACCGGGUGGCAGGCGGAUGUUCAAGUCCGGCUCAUUGGAUUGGCCCGGGGAAGCGCAACCACAUCAGCAACAUCUAUCCCCGCAGCAACAUCGCGCUGCAAACCAUGUGGAGUUGGUGGAGCAGCAGGGCAAGGACAUUCGCUUUCGGCAGCGGGAUCACUGGGAUCUCGAGCACGCCCACUUCCAUCACGAGGCACUUGGACACCUCCCAGCCAGCGCCACCGUCAUCGAUGACGAGCUGGAGCAGCAUAUCAAACACUGCUCCUGCUCCUGCAACCACAUGGGCUACGGCAACUCAAUGGACUAUCAGACGACUGGUUUCGGUGGACUGCCCGACGUCACCGAGCACUCGAACAUCCGCCGCACACUGUCCCGCCAGAACUCGAUCUCGAACAGCGAUUCCGGCGGCGAGAUAGCCAGCAUCCAGAAGUCAAAGGUGAACUUUGGCAAUCCUCUGGCCGGCGGCGUGGUCGUGGGCGGAGAUAUAGUGGGUCUGGACGCCAAGUCGCCCACAUCGCUGGGUUCCACAACUGGAGCCGGCGCCACUGGCAAAGCGAAGGCUAAGGCGUCGAGGAAAGCGAAUGCCAGUGCAGAUGGCGGACAGAAGGGCAGGCGUGGAUCCUGGCUGGUGGCCAUCACUCUGGUCAGCGCCAUCUGUCUACUGGCCAUCGCCGCCACGUUGGCCUACCAGCACUUCCUCAUGGCGCCCAGCCGCAAUUCCCAUGCCCAAAGACUGAGAAUCGUUCGUCGUAUCCUGCGCGAGGUGCCGCUGGUCGACGGGCACAACAAUUAUGCCUGGAACGUUCGCAAGUACGCCCACAGCAGCCUGGAGCUCCAUCUCAGCCACGACGUGGACCACAAGUCACUGUGGGCGCGGCCGGCGUGGGCGCAAACGGACAUGGAGCGACUCAAGCAGGGAUUAGUCAGCGUCCAAGUGUGGUCGGCAUAUGUGCCGUGCGAGGCGCAGGGCUUGGACGCGGUCCAGUUGGCUCUGGAGCAGAUCGACAUUGUGCGGCGCCUGUCGGACAUGUAUGCCCGGGAAACGGUGCUGGCCACAUCCUCGCAGGACAUUGUCGAGGCACAUCGCCGUGGACUGCUGGCCUCGCUGAUUGGAGUGGAGGGUGGCCACACGAUUGGCUCCUCCCUGGGUGUGCUGCGAUCCUUUUACUCCCUGGGCGCACGCUAUCUCAGCCUGACGCAUCGCUGUGACGUCUCGUGGGCGGGAUCGAGUGCAUCGCCGGCGGAACAGGGACUCACGCCCUUUGGCAAGGCCAUUGUGCGUGAGAUGAACCGACUGGGCAUGAUGAUUGAUCUGUCGCACAGCUCGGAUGCCACGGCCAGGGAUGUACUCCAGGUGACCCGCGCUCCGGUCAUCUUCUCCCACUCCGCCGCCCGCCAGCUGUGCAAUUCCACGAGGAAUGUACCGGAUGACAUCUUGCGCCUGGUGGCCGAGAAUGGCGGCCUAAUCAUGCUGAGCUUCGACUCCGAGGACGUGGCCUGUGGGCGGCAGGCGCGCCUCCAGGAUGUGAUCGAGCAUAUUAAGUAUGUGCGUGCAAUUGCCGGCAUUCAGCACAUUGGACUGGGUGCCGGAUACGAUGGCAUCGAGCUGCCGCCCUUGGGGCUGGAGGAUGUGUCCAAAUAUCCAGAGCUUUUGGCCGCCCUGCUGGAGGAUCACAACUGGAGCGAGGAGGAUGUGGCCAUGCUGGCGGGCAGGAAUUUCCUGCGCAUCAUGGAGACGGUGGAAACGGUGCGGGACUACUGGAAGCGAGCGGCCAUCCAGCCCAUUGAGCAGACAGAGCCACAGCCCAAGACGCAGUGCACCUACAUGUCCUCGUGACCGCAGGCGCAGGCGGUGAGGCAGCGACGCGAUGAGCCGCCCAUGGAGCGGGCCAAUCGCACCACUGCCACCUUGGCGGGCGGAGAGGUCUACUGGCAUCACGGUCCGGAGUCGAGGGACUCCGCCUCCAAUCGCACCACUCCGGCGGUCAUCGCGGCCACGGCAACCAGUUUUACGGUCAGCGAACUGCUCCAGUAAACUGGUUCUUGAACGGCCCAUCAAUGUGAGGGAUUUUGGCUUGCGGUUCGGCUCGCUGGGAUAUUAGAAAAGGUGGGCGGUUAGUAAAAAACCCAGAAAGGAUCUUUAAAACAUUUGUAUGAAUUUGUAUGUAAUGACUUUUCUUCAGGUUUGCUAUACUUCAUAGGUUUUAGGGAAUGAGAGAAAAAUAAGCUACUUUUUUUAGGUUUGCCUUUAGCUAAACGAACGUAAAUGGAAAAGUAACAUUUGAUAUGCAGGACUUUGGAAAAGUUUUCGAGUGCCAAGUAUAUUGGUGACUCAAUAAAAAAUUCGUUAAAUAACCCAAUAUGUACAUAUACUAGCUACUUCUUCAAAAUCUCCUUUGUGCUGCCAUCAAGCGCCGUCGUUUCGAAAAGUGAACAACUGUUGUGGCGAACCUCGUGAAUAAUUAGUGUGUACUCGUAAUUUACUUCCAUAGGAUGCAUUGAUAGGCGUAUGAAUAAAUAAUAAUAAUAAAUGUACUAGUAUUUAGCCCAUAAUUGUUUGCAGCUAUACUUAUUGGUGUUGUGGCAAUGCAUAAUUUAUGCACAGUGCGCAAUACCUAUUGAUGUUGCUGUGCCACGGGGCGUAUGCGCUAUGCGACGAGCAGCGAACAGCGAACAUCGAAAACCGAACCGCAAACCGAAAUCGUUCUUGGCUAGCCUGUGACUGUAUUAUAUAUGUAGGGCACACAUCAAUGAUUCACGCAAAUUAUCGCAAUUAAGCGCAAUAUAUUUAAUCACAUACAUCACACAUACAUAUACACCAGAAUAUUAACCAUCGAAACGAAUUAAUUGCAGCAGAUUUGCCACAGUUGGCAUUUAAGCCAGGAUCAUAGGGUCAAACAACAUGCACAACAUGCACAACAUGCACCACUGUAUAAUCAGUCGUGAGCACCGCCAGCAAUUCAAUUAAAAAGAGAUGUUUCAUCCUGGCCGCAUGUGAAUCCAUCUGAAUUUCUGUAUUAGGUUAGUUAACAAAACAAAAAUGCAAAACCCAAAAAAAACAAAAACAAAAUCAAAAAACGAAAUGUUGUUCGUGUAUGCAUAGCUACAUAUAUACAUACAUACAUAUAUAUACCACUCGAAAAACAGAAUAUAAAAGUAAACUGCAGCAGAAGCAAUGCGUAUAAUCGAAUAGACCGACACGCAUUUCCAUAAAACUAAAUCGGAAA
This is a messenger RNA of Drosophila santomea, 4350 nucleotides long. RefSeq names its product putative dipeptidase NECHADRAFT_87110. The record is from RefSeq and is a predicted model, not a curated record. Gene Ontology annotation, molecular function: metallodipeptidase activity. NCBI's taxonomy places the organism in Eukaryota, Metazoa, Arthropoda, Insecta, Diptera, Drosophilidae. Bases 42 to 2960 code for a protein of 972 amino acids. The transcript has 3 exons. Gene Ontology annotation, biological process: proteolysis.